This is a messenger RNA of Actinia tenebrosa (Australian red waratah sea anemone), 2042 nucleotides long. RefSeq lists its product as uncharacterized. Lineage: Eukaryota; Metazoa; Cnidaria; Anthozoa; Actiniaria; Actiniidae. The record is from RefSeq and is a predicted model, not a curated record.
AUCCAUCGAUUUAAGAGCUUGCUCUCAUCAAUGUAAUGCAAAGUGUUACGACCCUAUGACCCAUCAGUGUUGUAACGGAAUACUGAUGAAUGGAUUCUGGUCAUGCCCUGAGUGCGUUCAUAAGUGCGUCGAUCGAUGCUAUCCUAAAGGCAAGGGCUACAAGUGCUGUUCCGGAAAGGUUAUUCCCGAUGCAUGGCCAUGUUGUCCACAUCACUGUGCAGGGAAGUGUUUCAAUGCUGAAACCCAGAAAUGCUGUAACGACAAGAUUAUCGAUCGAAAUAAAAUCUGCUGCAAAGACUAUUGUGGUGACAACUGCUACGAUCCUAAAAAAACCUCUUGCUGUAAUGGACAAGUCAUUGACAAAGAUGGCAAGUGCUGCACCAGCAAAUGUGGACAAAUUUGUUACGACAAGGUCACAAUGAAGUGCUGUAACAACAAAGUUAUCCCAAUCUCUGCUACUUGCUGUACUGCUGCACAGAGGGCAUGUGGUAAGAUAUGCUACUCACCCAGUACCCAUCAGUGCUGCCACAACAGUCUCAUUCCAGUUGGAAGUCCAUGCUGUAGUUCUGCACAGAGAGCAUGUGGUAAGACAUGCUACUCACCCAGUACCCAUCAGUGCUGCCACAACAGUCUCAUUCCAGUUGGAAGUCCAUGCUGUAGUUCUGCACACAGGGCAUGUGGUAAGACAUGCUACUCACCCAGUACCCAUCAGUGCUGCCACAACAGACUUAUUCCAGUUAGAAGUCUAUGCUGUACUUCUGCACAGAGAGCGUGUGGUAAGACAUGCUACUCACCCAGUACCCAUCAGUGCUGCCACAACAGACUUAUUCCAGUUAGAAGUCCAUGCUGUACUUCUGCACAGAGAGCGUGUGGUAAGACAUGCUACUCACCAAGUACCCACAAGUGCUGCCACAACAGACUUAUUCCAGUUAGAAGUCCAUGCUGUACUUCUGCACAGAGAGCGUGUGGUAAGACAUGCUACUCACCCAGAACCCACAAGUGUUGCUUUGGAAAAGUUGUUCCAAGUUAUUACCGUACAUGUGGCCAAAUAUGCUACGAUCCAAAGAAAUCCAAAUGUUGCGAUAAUAAAAAAGUCACUCCGUUGUCUAGUCCAUGUGGUUGUGUCCGUUGCGGCGGUGUCUGUAUCAAUACAAAAUUCCAAAAAUGCUGUCAUCAAAGAAUAUUAUUGAAAAGUGUGCCGUGCAUCUCAGGGUCUGGAAAUCCUUUAAGAAUUACAACAGGUUUAAAUGCCAGAAGAGUUGGUUGUUACAGAGACACGUGGAAUCGUGCCAUUCCUACACUGGAAGGUAAAAGUUACAUCCUGAUUGGAAACUACCGAAGGAGACCAUUUGCCAUCGAGAAGUGCGCGUUAGCUGCUGCUAAGCUUGGAUGGAGUGUUUUUGCAGUACAACACCAAGGAUGGUGCGCUUCUAGUCCAACUGCAGGACGUACCUACAAGAAGUAUGGACGAUACAACACUUGUAGAAAUGGCAAGGGAGGACCGUGGGGGAAUGAUGUGUAUGUACUGGAAGGCAAAGGAAGUAAAAGAACAACCAAAGGAGACAUCUGUGUCUUUCCAUUCAUCUAUAAAGGAAAGCUCUACAAUGGCUGUACAAGAGUAGACCACAAUCGUCCAUGGUGUGCUAUAACACCUAACUAUGACAUUGACAGGCUUUGGGGGAAUUGUUAAGCAAGAAAAAAAAAAAACUGGGAGUAAAUUUAUAAUUGUCCUCAAAAUCCCUCUAAAACUAAGUCACAGGGCGGAUCCAGGAAUUUGUUAAGGGAGGGAUGCAGCGCACAUAGUUAACCCAGGGAGGGGUGCACCCCUUAGAAUCAAAGGGAAAAACAUUAUUUUGUAUUGGUUAAAUCUUUGAAGUAGGGACACAAAGUCGAACCAGGGAGGGGUGCGUGCCCCCUGCACCCCUCCCCUGAAUCCGCCACUGAGUCAAAUUGCAGAAACGAUGUACUCUCUCUUUGCAUGUAUGCUAAACAAUGUAUUUGUGUGUAGAAAUAUAGUCAAUAAAAUAAUAAAAUCAAUUAAA